AUGGAGAAAUUCAACCCCCCCUCCCCCUCCCCCUCAGACUACGAAGCCACCGCCCUCCUCCCCACCCCCCACCUCCUCCAAUCCGCCCAAAAGCGGCGCACAAUGGCCAUCCUCACGCUCCUAAACCUCUUCGUCUUCACAAUCUCCAUGCUCUCGCUCAUGUGCACGAUCAUGGCGCAAAAAGACCCCUCUGGGCACUCGGCAGCAAAGCUAAUGGAUCAGUUUGGCAUAUACUCGCCAGCAAUGCACAUCGUGUCCCACACGUCCAGGAAAUUCGCCCUCCCCUCCCCCCUAAACAGCUCGAAAUACGUCGGCAUAACGGACGAGGUGGAGAACGCGUGGAUGGACAUCGCUUACCUACCAGACCAAAUGGUCCCCCUCCAAGACUUCCCCAAGCUGCGCAAACCCGCCUCCGCAAUGCAGGUCACAGACCCACGCACAGGCGAGACAGGGUACCGCGUCGGGUUGGAGGUGUUCCACCAACUGCACUGUCUUAAUUUGUUGCGGAUGAGCACGUAUCCGGAGUAUUACAGGGAGGUGGAGUGGAGCGAUAUCAGUGAGCCGAGGGAGAAGGUUAGGGCGCAUUUGGAUCACUGCAUAGAAAUUCUACGCUUGAAUCUCAUGUGUUUUGCGGAUGUGAAUGUUUUUACUUUUCAUGAGCAGGAGGGGAGGGAGGGGUAUUGGCCGGAUUAUGAGACGGAGCAUGUUUGUAGGAAUUUUGAGGGGGUUAAGGAGUGGGCGAAUAUGCAUGCUAUGCCCGAGGCGGAUGUUUGA
Molecule: messenger RNA, 774 nt
Organism: Dothidotthia symphoricarpi CBS 119687
Lineage: Eukaryota; Fungi; Ascomycota; Dothideomycetes; Pleosporales; Dothidotthiaceae
Exons: 4
Coding region: 1-774 (257 amino acids)
Biological process (GO): mycotoxin biosynthetic process
Source: RefSeq, a predicted model, not a curated record